Messenger RNA from Macadamia integrifolia, 1327 nucleotides. RefSeq names its product probable pectinesterase 67. Lineage: Eukaryota; Viridiplantae; Streptophyta; Magnoliopsida; Proteales; Proteaceae. Bases 165 to 1223 code for a protein of 352 amino acids. The record is from RefSeq and is a predicted model, not a curated record. Gene Ontology annotation, biological process: cell wall modification. The transcript has 4 exons. Gene Ontology annotation, molecular function: pectinesterase activity.
AAACGAAUUGAUCAAUAAACAGAAAACUGAUCGGUGUCUUUCUCGGAGAACUGAUUCUAUAGAUCGUUAUAAAUUCCAAUUUAAAAAAGAAACCCUCCUUCCAGUUCUCAUCCACAAGGGAAUCUGUUGACUUCUGUAAGCAGAUCCCGUCAAUAAAAUUCAAGAUGGUGAUACGCACUCCUCUUAGUGUUCAUCUUCUCCGGCGACGGGGAAUCCAUUUUGGCUUGACGGUGGUCUUGGUAGCAUCUUUCUUUUCCGGUAUAGCCCAUGGAUUGACUGCAGACACAGUCAUAGAUUCUCCCCUUCUGACGGAGAAGAUCGGCACCAACCGUACCAUUAAGGUCGACAUCAACGGGAGAGGUGACUUCAAAUCCGUUCAAGCCGCCAUCGAUUCUGUUCCCGAGGGUAACUCUCAGUGGAUCAUCAUCCAUAUCAGGAAAGGAGUCUACAGAGAAAAGGUUCACAUACCGGAGACCAAACCAUAUGUAUUCUUGAGAGGAAACGGGAAGGGAAGGACGCAUAUCGUUUGGAGCCAAAGCUCUACCGAGAAUUGCGAGUCUGCCACCCUCAAGGUCGAAGCUCCCCACUUCAUUGCCUUUGGAAUCAGCAUCAAGAAUGACGCACCGGUGGGGGUGGCAUUCACAUCACAAAACCAAUCGGUGGCAGUGGUGGUGGGAGCAGACAUGGCAGCAUUCUACCACUGCGGCUUCUACAGUGCACACAACACACUCUUCGACUACAAAGGUCGGCAUUACUACGACAACUGCUACAUCCAAGGCUCCAUCGACUUCAUAUUCGGCCGUGCCACUUCCAUCUUCCGCAGCUGUGAGAUAUUCGUGGUGGCCGACACUCGAGUGAAGAUCCACGGCUCCGUCACCGCCCAUAACAGGGAGAAUGCCAAUGAGAAUAGCGGCUUCGUCUUCAUCGGCGGCAAAGUUUACGGCAUCGGUGGGGUUUACCUUGGAAGAGCCAAGGGUGCACAUUCUAGGGUUAUCUUUGCCAAGACCUACCUCUCCAUGACUAUCGUCCCUGAGGGCUGGACCAACUGGAGUUACCCUGGCGGCACAGAGAAUUUGUUGCAAGGCGAGUAUGACUGCCAUGGACCAGGUUCGAAUUCAUCACAACGUGUUUCUUGGGCCAAACAACUCACUGAAGAACAAGCUUCUCCUUUCAUCUCCAUUGAUUUCAUCACUGGCAAGGAAUGGUUGCCUGUUUACCACUAGAGACUUUCUCUCUCUCCUCUUGAGAACCACUAGAGACUUUCUCUCUCUCCUCUUGAGAAUGGAUCUGUUGCUGUUGCUCGUAAGAUCCCCGGGAUUGUUCAUGU